UGAAACAGGCAACACAGAUCUCGGAAGCAGUGUCGCUGUUAAGCAGUCCCCGGGCGGCACUUCUAAGCCGGGGCGAGAACCUGCUUCCCGAGGCCGUUGGGAGGAUCCAGGGAGAGGGCGAGCUGUCCUUCCACGCAGAGGCGAGCGCGCCCCACCGCAGACCCUCGCCCAGCGUGCGCGCGCAGCCGGGGCAAGGGCGGGGCGCGUCCGCGCGUCCGUUGCCAAGGCCGCGCUGCCCCGGCGACCGAGCGGCGGGACCCCGCGCACGCGCAGUGGCGGAUUCCGGUGCACUGUGGGAUGGAAACUGGAGCGGCGCGUUCGGGCCAGAGCGGGCGGCGGUCGCUGGGCGAGAGCGGCGGGGACGCGGGGCUUAGACUCGGCGGGCAGGCUGGGGCGCCGCCAUGAACGCGGCGGUGGUGAGGCGGACGCAGGAGGCCCUGGGGAAGGUGAUUCGGAGGCCGCCGCUGACGGAGAAGCUGCUGAGCAAGCCCCCAUUCCGCUACCUGCACGACAUCAUCACGGAGGUGAUUCGGAUGACCGGCUUCAUGAAGGGCCUGUACACAGAUGCCGAGAUGAAGUCGGAUAACGUGAAGGAUAAAGACUCAAAGAUCAGCUUCCUGCAGAAGGCCAUAGACGUGGUGGUCCUGGUCUCAGGCGAGCCACUGGCGGUGAAGCCGGCCCGUGUCGUGGCGGGGCAUGAGCCCGAGAGGACGAAUGAGCUCCUGCAGAGGAUCGGAAGGUGCUGCCUGGGCCAGCUGUCCAGUGAGGACGCAGUGAAGAGAGUGCUGGCUGGAGAGAAGGGGGACACGAGAGGACGGGCCACACUGACCUCGAAGCCUCAGGAGUCGGACGACAGGAACUCGAGGGACGAGGAGCCCAGGGUCCCCAGAGAUAAGGAGGGUGUGGGAACUUCUGAAAUAAACGAGGGAAGUGCAAGCAGAGACCGAAGACAGAGAGAACUGAAGGAAGAAAGCAAACCGAGGGACAAGGAGAGGGACAAGGAGAAGGCCAGGGAGAACGACCGCGAUCGACAGAGAGACCCUGAGCGAGACAGGGGCCGUGAGGGCGAGCGAGAGAGGGCCAGAGCCCGGGCCAGGGCGGACAGGGACAGGGACCGGGACAGAGGCGCCAGGGACCGGGACAAGGAUUCGGACCGCACGAGAGAGAGGAGGAGCGAGGGAGGAAGAGAAAAGGAGCGGUGGAAAGACCGGGAGAAAGAGCGUGAGCGAGACAAGGGCAGGGACCGGGACCGGCGGAGGGCGAAGAACGGGGAGCGUGCCCGGGACCCUGGCAGAGAGAGGAACCGAGAGCAGGAUAAACCGGACAAGAAGUCAUCGGGCUCCGGGGAGAUGUCUAAAAAGUUGUCGGAUGGACCGUUCAGAGACUCCAGAGCCGAAGCCGAGACGGAGGCCUCCCCCAGGGCAUCCGGGUCCGUGACAGCGAAGACCUCCAGACGCCGGUCCAGGACCUCAGGGGAAGGACCGAAGGACGCUGCUGCCGGCUCAGCACGUGUUUCGGACGGCGGCUCGGCCGGCCCGCGGCGGGACAGCCCCGAGCCAGAACCGGCAGUGAGGCGGAAAGGUGACUCUCCGAGCGACGCAGAAGGAGACGUGGGACCCGCCAGUCAGGACAAGCCCCAGGGACCUGAGGACGCCGAGGUCCCCGUGGACCUCCCGCCGGACGCCAGAAGGCUCCCGCGGCCCGGGAGCGCCAGGCCGGCGCCGCCCCGGGUGAAGCGGCAGGACAGUGCAGAGGUGUUGGCGGCCGACAGGACCGGGAGCGGUAAAGCCACCGUCCCCAGCGUGAUCGUGGAUGCCCAGAUCUCCGAGGACGAGGACGACCAGUUUGUGGUGGAGGCCGCGCCCCAGCUGCCUGAGGCGCCGGAGCACGAGGGGGCGCAGGCCCUGGAGCUGGAAGAGGACGAGAAGCACGGAGGACUUGUUACGAAGAUUCUGGAGACCAAGAGAGAUUACGAGACGCUGCGGCUGCCCCCCAGACCUGGGGGGAAGAAAGGUAGAAAUGCAACUGAUUCACGAAAAAGAAGAGACUCGUACAGUGCGCAGGGAAGGUGCCAGAAGUGGGUGUGCAGUUCCGUGCUGGAGAUUCCUGGCCGGAAGAUGCUCUGCGGUCGGGUGGACCAGCUGAGGUUGAUAGUGAUCAAAUCGAGACAUUAAUGGAGAAUGAUCAACAUUCUACCACAUGGGAGAUAGCCAAUACACUCAAAAUACCCAAAGGAAUGAAGUUAUUGGUGAAAAUAAAAAUAUGUCUUUUAUUUUACGGAAAAAGCUAAAUGGACUUUUUGGCCAGCCCAACACUUUCCGACCAGCAGUGUGGGAAGGUUCUGGUCCCUCUGCACCCUCGGCCUUUGUGUUUCCUGCUGGUUUCACUGUACAUUUGUGCACGUGGCUCCUCCUCCUCGUCCUGAUGCUGCCCGCCGGCCGCUUCCCUCCAAGCCGCCCUUCCUGCCCACUUCUCUAGUGGGCGUGUCCCCUCCCAGUUUCUCUCUGAGUUUCUUUUGGGUAAUUAAUAUGUGAAUCAGUAAGGAUUAGGUUUACCUGUGAGGGGAGGAAAGAUCUAGAACGGAGUGGCCUCCACGCUGCAGGAAGUGCUUCGGCUUGUGCGCUGCCGCCCGGAGUGGCCUCGCCUCUCUCCUCUGCUCUCCUGCCCGUCCAACCGCAGGAAGACGGGGCCCGGGGCAGGGGGAGGGCCCACCCUUCCUCUUUCAGGCUGUCCCCUGGGGGCUGUGCACACCCCCUCCAGGUCCUUGUCACCGAGGGAACCGGGAGGUGAAUCUUCAUUUGGGGCAUCACCGGCUCAGCCAACAGUCGAGUUCCAUGAACACAGACUGGAGCUUGCCGGAGUUUCUGGCUGCCUGGCCAGCUCAGAAAACGGUGCCGCCGGCAAGCCGCGUGGGUGAACAGAGGAGCCCGCCCACCCAGGGGCUGCUGUGUGGGGGCUGCCCUUGGCGGCAGGGGCCUCCGUGAGCAGAAGUGGGUCGGCCAGCAGUCUCUCCACGGCGUUUCUCUAGGAAGCAGUUUCAUUCAUAUUUUACAAAGUCAUGGCCUGAAGAUGUUUGAAGUCCACGUUCAGAUUUUAAAAAUACAUUGUAGCUGUAGUUUCCCUUUAUUUCAGAAGUGCCAUCUUUACCCUGGAUGAGACUUUUUAAAAACUACUGAAAUAGACACCCUCUAGGAAGGAACCAACUUUUGGUUUUGUAGACAGUCACUUUCCUGAUUGUUUUAAUUUCAUUGAUUUCUACUCUUUAUUUUUCCUUUUAAUUUCUUUAGGUGUCUACUUUUUUUUUAUUAAGAUUUUAUUUAUUUAUCUUUAGAGGGGAAGGGAAGGAGAGAAGGAGAGAAACAUCAAUUGUGGUUGCCUCUCGUGUGUCCCCUGCUGGGAACUGGCCUGCAACCCAGGCAUGUGCCCUGACUGGGAACCGAACCGCGAUUGUGUGGUUCACAGGCCCGCGCUCAAUGCACUGAGCCACACCAGCCAGGGCUAGGUGUCUACUCUUUCUAGCUUCUUGUGUGAAGCUUAUUAGCUCAUUUAUCUUUAGUCUGUCAUUUUAAAAAUUAACAUAUUAAAGACUUUACAUUUUAAGCAUGCUUUCUCCUUAAGCUUUAAAUUCCUUGAAUAGUACAUUAACGUUAAAUAUUAAAGUUUCUUGAAUUUUAAUGUAAAGUCCUCUGUUACUUCUUUUAAACGUGGGCUACUUAGGUUACUGUUCUUUAGCUUUCAAAUAAAGGGUUUUUGAAAAGUCUCUUUACUGACACUGUAGCGGAGCCGCACACGCGAACGGCGCGUGACUCCGACCAUUGGGGAGCGAGCCUUUCCCGUGGCCUCGCCGCGGUCGUGUUCGCGUGUGCUCCAGCGGGCACACAGGGCGUCUCUGCUUCCCGCGCCCUGUCCUCAUCCCCUGGAGGCGGCUGUCACGCACCCGAAGCAAAGGUCCCUAGUGCCUGCCUCUUACUGUCC
Molecule: messenger RNA, 3975 nt
Organism: Artibeus jamaicensis (Jamaican fruit-eating bat)
Lineage: Eukaryota; Metazoa; Chordata; Mammalia; Chiroptera; Phyllostomidae
Gene: IFT54
Product: TRAF3 interacting protein 1
Exons: 15
Coding region: 402-2174 (590 amino acids)
Biological process (GO): intraciliary transport; regulation of microtubule cytoskeleton organization; cilium assembly
Cellular component (GO): intraciliary transport particle B; ciliary basal body; axoneme
Molecular function (GO): microtubule binding
Source: RefSeq, a predicted model, not a curated record